AUGUCCAACCUCCCCUCCGAGCCCGAGUUCGAGCAGGCCUACAAAGAGCUAGUCUCAACCCUCGAAAACAGCACCCUCUUCGAGCAGCAUCCCGAAUACAAGACCGCCCUCAAGAUCGUCUCCAUCCCCGAACGGAUCAUCCAGUUCCGCGUCGUCUGGGAGGACGACAAGAACCAGGUCCAGGUCAAUCGCGGCUACCGGGUGCAAUUCAACUCUGCUCUCGGCCCAUACAAGGGCGGUCUCCGUCUGCAUCCCACCGUCAACUUGUCUGUUCUGAAAUUCUUGGGCUUCGAGCAGAUCUUCAAGAAUGCCUUGACUGGAUUGAACAUCGGUGGCGGCAAGGGAGGAGCAGACUUCGACCCCAAAGGCAAGUCCGAUAACGAGAUCCGCAAGUUCUGCGUUUCCUUCAUGCGCGAGUUGAGCAAGCAUAUCGGUGCCGACACCGAUGUCCCAGCCGGAGACAUUGGUGUUGGUGGACGAGAGAUUGGCUACAUGUUCGGUGCAUAUAAGGCUGCCCAGAAUAAGUGGGAGGGCAUCUUGACCGGAAAGGGUGGAAGCUGGGGUGGAUCUUUGAUCCGACCUGAGGCUACGGGAUACGGUCUUAUCUACUACGUCGCCCACAUGAUCGCUUUCGCCAACCAAGGCACCUUCAAAGGCAAGACAGUGGCCAUCUCCGGCUCCGGCAACGUCGCCCAAUACGCAGCUCUCAAGGCCAUCGAGCUUGGCGCAACCGUUGUCUCGCUUUCCGACUCAAAGGGUGCCCUCGUCUCGACCGAUGGAAACUCUGUCACUCCCGAAGAUAUCAACGCAAUUGCCACCCUGAAGCUCAAGCGCCAAUCACUCACUGACUUCAAGCACGACGGAAAGUACCAGUACAUUGAUGGUGCCCGUCCUUGGACGCACGUUAAGGUCGAUAUUGCGCUCCCCUGCGCUACACAGAACGAGGUCAGCAAGGAGGAGGCUGAGGCGCUGGUUGCCAGCGGUGCGCGAUUUAUUGCUGAGGGUUCAAACAUGGGCUGCACACAAGAUGCCAUUGAUGUCUUUGAGGCCCACCGAAAGUCCAACGGCGACAAGGCGAUCUGGUAUGCACCUGGCAAGGCUGCCAACGCUGGUGGUGUCGCUGUUUCCGGACUCGAGAUGGCACAGAACAGCGCGAGACUCAGCUGGACAAGCAAGGAGGUCGAUGAGAAGUUGAAGGGCAUCAUGGAGGCUGCGUUUAAGAACGGACUGGAGACUGCGAAGAAGUAUGUCCAGGCCAAGGAUGGAGAGUUCCCUUCGCUGGUUGCCGGCAGCAAUAUUGCUGGUUUUGUUAAGGUAGCGGCCGCCAUGCAUGACCAGGGUGAUUGGUGGUAG
This is a messenger RNA of Hyaloscypha bicolor E, 1353 nucleotides long. RefSeq names its product NADP-specific glutamate dehydrogenase. NCBI's taxonomy places the organism in Eukaryota, Fungi, Ascomycota, Leotiomycetes, Helotiales, Hyaloscyphaceae. Gene Ontology annotation, cellular component: cytosol. Gene Ontology annotation, molecular function: L-glutamate dehydrogenase (NADP+) activity. The transcript has 4 exons. The coding region runs from base 1 to 1353 and encodes 450 amino acids. The record is from RefSeq and is a predicted model, not a curated record.